Messenger RNA from Dioscorea cayenensis subsp. rotundata (Guinea yam), 1161 nucleotides. Its product is annotated as protein DETOXIFICATION 48-like. Gene Ontology annotation, molecular function: antiporter activity; xenobiotic transmembrane transporter activity. Gene Ontology annotation, biological process: xenobiotic detoxification by transmembrane export across the plasma membrane. Bases 1 to 1161 code for a protein of 386 amino acids. Lineage: Eukaryota; Viridiplantae; Streptophyta; Magnoliopsida; Dioscoreales; Dioscoreaceae. The record is from RefSeq and is a predicted model, not a curated record. The transcript has 2 exons. Gene Ontology annotation, cellular component: membrane.
AUGUGUCAAACUCCAGAUAAUCCAUGCCUCGAACCAUUGUUAUGUAACAAGUAUUGUAAUCUUGCUCAACAAGCCGAGAUUCUUCUUGUUUAUCCUUCAUUAGAAAUAAAAGAUGAGCAUUCAUCUUUAUCUUGGUCCCAUGAGAUUGCCGACGAGAUUAAAGCACUAUCAAAAAUCACGACACCAGGAAUAGCAUCUGGCCUCCUCUACUACGCGCGAAACCUCAUCUCGAUGCUUUUCUUAGGAUGGCUUGGACCAAGAGAGCUUGCAGCAGGAGCUCUAUCUAUCGGCUUUGCGAACAUAACUGGCUACUCAGUACUCUCCGGUCUCUCCAUCGGUAUGGAGCCCAUUUGCGGCCAAGCUUACGGUGCACAAAAUUGGAAUCUGGUGAGCCAAACACUUCAUCGGACCAUUCUAAUCCUUCUCCUAACUUGCAUACCCAUCUCUCUCUUAUGGCUAAAUGUCAGCCAUAUCCUUCUUCAUCUUGGCCAAGACCCUACAAUCACCCAUUUGGCCAAGAACUACCUUCUUUAUGCUCUACCUGACCUUAUUGCAUUAUCCUUCAUCAAUCCUCUUCGCAUUUUCCUUCGAACACAGAACUUGAAUCAUGUUCCUGCAGUUUGCUCAACAAUAUCAACUUUGCUUCACAUCCCUCUCAAUUACUACUUUGUGAUCAUUCUUGGUUCCGGCAUUAAAGGAGUAGCCACUGCGGUCGCUGUCACCGACUUCCUCCUUCUCUUCUUUGUAAUAUCAUACAUUUACCUUAGCGGGGUAUGCGAAAAAACAUGGACAAGGAUGAACUUAGAUUGCUUCAAAGAAUGGUCUUCUAUCUUUUCACUAGCAUUACCGAGCUGCAUCUCAGUGUGCUUGGAAUGGUGGUGGUAUGAGUUCAUGAUCAUUUUAUGUGGUUUGUUGAACAAUCCCGAAGAAACAGUUUCGGCAAUUGGCAUUUUGAUGCAAAUGACAGCAUUAGUUUAUGUCUUUCCUUCAUCACUGAGCUAUGGAGUGUCGACAAGAGUGGCGCAAGAGCUCGGCAGAGGAAGGCCAGUGAAAGCGAAGACAGUUGCUACUAUAGGCACUAUUUGGGGUGUGUUCAUGGGAAUCGUCGCAAUGGCGUUCAAUGUAUAUGCUAUGAAAUGGUGGGGGUUUGAUGUUUACUAA